Molecule: messenger RNA, 1984 nt
Organism: Asterias rubens (European starfish)
Lineage: Eukaryota; Metazoa; Echinodermata; Asteroidea; Forcipulatida; Asteriidae
Product: DNA-directed RNA polymerase III subunit RPC6-like
Exons: 8
Coding region: 162-1112 (316 amino acids)
Biological process (GO): transcription by RNA polymerase III
Cellular component (GO): RNA polymerase III complex
Source: RefSeq, a predicted model, not a curated record
AGCAUGUGUGUUUGUUGAUAAGGUCGGUGCAAAAGUUACUGGAAUUUUCUUUAGGAAAAGGAGGCCUUCUUUCAGCUUAAAAUGUUGUAAUGUAACUUUAUUUCAGCUCAACGAAAAACAAGGGAUUUAAAGGUCAAAUCUGUAGUACAAAUUACAAUACAAUGGCUUCGGAUAAUGUUGUUAUAAAGCAGGAAGUGGCAGAUGCCAUGAAUCUGGAAGAGCGGAUUCUUGAUAUGUGUAAAGAAGAAGCUAAGGGUGUACCAGAUGCUUUCAUUAAGGACCAGUUGCCUCAUAUUGACGCUCAACAGAGAGUUAAAGCCAUCAACAGAUUACUCUCUCUGGGGCAGAUAGAUCUUGUGAAGCAUGGAUCUGAAUUGCUGUAUCGUCUGAAAGAUCCAUCCUCUAUUAGUAAAGUGAAAGGAGUUGACAACCAAGAGAGACUGAUAUAUCAGAUCAUUGAGGAUGCAGGAAAUAAAGGCAUCUGGAUCAGAGAUAUUCGUCUACGAAGCAAUCUCCUUCUUACACAACUCAAUAAGAUCUUGAAGACAUUGGAAAGUCGCAGUCUUAUUAAGGCUGUUAAAUCUGUUGGGGCCUCAAAGCGUAAAGUUUAUAUGCUUUUCAAUUUGGAGCCAGACCGAUCGGUUACUGGUGGAGCCUGGUAUAGUGAUCAAGACUUUGAGUCGGAGUUUGUGGAAGUUCUCAACCAGCAGUGUUAUAAAUUCUUACAACAGAAAGCGGACCUAGCCUCGGAAUCCAAUCUGGAUCCGAUCUUAAGAAGGAAUCAAUGUUACGGAUCUUCAGAUGAUGUCUGGAAGUUUAUACGUGAACUUGGGAUUAGUAAGGUUGAAUUAGCAGUUGAAGACAUAGAGACCAUCUUGAACACCCUGAUCUACGAUGGUAAGGUGGAGAUGACAGUCUCAUUAAGAACAGGUGCAACGUCUUCCGGAACACCAGGUCAGGUCAAACUGUAUCGAGCCAUCCAGCCAUUGACCCAGUCUGCUGGACUCAUGAAAGUCCCUUGUGGAGUCUGCCCAGUGUUCAGUCAGUGUUAUGAAGGAGGAACUAUAUCGCCAUCUACGUGUGUCUAUAUGAAAGAAUGGAUGGAUUACUGAGCAUCAAGGUAAAGACUUGAUGGAAGAUGAGAUGACCUCCUUAAGGCGAUGCUCAUUAAGGAUUCAAGGACAACCUCUUGGUCAGUGAGGUACAUGAGGAAAUCGAAAUGCCUUCAAGAUGCCUCCAAUCCAAGUAGGAUGUGAUCUCUGAUAGAACAGUGCAGGCCUUGAAUUUCACUCUUGAAGGAGCGCAGCAAUUUUCCUCUGGUAAGCAGCACUUCUUUGAGGACAAUUUUAAUUUGUGUAGGAACUUUGUGGAAAAGGACACCGCAGCAAAAGCUCACGGCACAAUGGGUGUUGUGGGUUAUUUUGAGACCUGCAGUGCAAGAAGUGGGAAUUGCUUUUGAGUUUAUGAGAAGAAAACUCACAGUGCUUCAUAAAGGAUGUUAGCACAGACUUUUGGACCCAUGUGUCAAUAUCAUCAAAUAACUGUUGUGGAGGGGGCAACAACAGUAUCGUCAUGAGCGCCUCACAUAGCAAUUCUGAUGAAAGAAGUUGGAUUGGAUUGGCAGGAAAACCUUUACCCGCUAAAUGAGAUUGAGACUUGCCCUAGUCCUCUGGGGGGUCGUUAGAAUGAGGUUUACAUCCUCAGAGUCUACAAAGGUCAAAGGUGAAAAAGGUUGACCUGACUGAUGCUCUUGGAUCCGGCUCAAGCAUCAUAACAAAGACUGCUGCGCAGUAAAAGAGGGGACAUUUUAUUGACCUUAGACACAAAGGAUUGUUAAUUUUACUUUUUGACAUUAUUGCCCCGAGUCUGCAAGUCUUUAUCAUGUAUUUAAAAUAAAUAUGUACCUUCUAAAGGUUGAUAUGAACUUUUAGUUUAAGGAUUAAUGGAAAGGUUGAAACUAUUAAAACACUUUAGAAAAGCGAAA